AUGGAUUGGAAAACGGAUAUUGUUCGUCAAUUGAAAGGUCGCAAAGAUCAUUGGAACUCUUAUGAUGAAAUUAUUACACAAUACAAUCAUCUUCUGGAGCAGUAUAUUAUUCUUCAGAACCAACGUUCUAAGCUAGAAAAAGACGUAGGACAAUUGCGUUUAACAAACGCUGGAUUAGAAAAAGCUUCUGAAGCUAGUCAAGAAUUAGCAAAUGUGAACAAUAAGUUGUCGGUUGCGACUGAAGAGGUCGUCAUGCAUUUGCGCGAAAAAGGUGAACUUGCUGGAGAAGUUCUACGAUUGAAUCGUGCGUUGGUUGAAGCAUCGGACAAGCUAGCGAAAGAAGAGUCCAAAGUUCAACAAUUUAAAGACGAAAACGACCAAUUGAUUGCCAAAAUUGAGAAAACGGAAUUUGAUCUAAACGAAUAUAUUAGCAUAAAUCAUAUCCUUCGAGAAGAAUUUGUUGCUGCACAAACAAAACUCGAUCAGUUGCAGAUAGAAUACAAUCGUUUGAAGCCAUUGAGCCUCGAGUUAGAACAGCAACUAGAAAUGGAAAGACGAUUUGGUAAACAGCGUGAAGAAGAACUAUUAGAAUCUAAACGAGUUCAAUUGGAAAUGCUCAAUGCUGAAGUUGAGAGAUAUAACAGACGAGUCGAAGCUCGGAAAGAGUCAGUAGCAGGUGACAAUGGUCCUUUAUCUGCUCCAAUUGGAAAACGUGGAUCGGAUGCGAGCUUAAAUAGUUUGAAUAGGUCUUCAACUGCAUCAGAUGAUGCUUCCAAUCGAAAACCAACAGUCAAUGGUUUAACUCUUGGUGGGGUCAAUAUACUCUCAGGUUUUAAACGACUUUUCAAUCCUGGAAUCGCGACGAAUGCCCCCGUCGAUCAUUUGAAUCGAUCAUCGACAUUUUGUAUGUCAGCGUCAGUUCCAACUGGAGAAGCGCACCGUUGGGAAUGCACUGACCUAGAAGUUUACGCUAUUCAAUUUCAUCCGUCAGGCUCCUUGCUGGCAACAGGUUGUAGUGAUAAAAUGAUCUAUCUAUGGGAAAUCAGUUCUUUGGGCAUGCCCUAUAAAAAUAGUACACUCUACGGUAGUCAUGGUGCAAUCAAUGCAUUAGAUUUCGACAAUGAAGGAGCUCGUCUAUUAGCUGGUUGUUCAGGUGAUAAAGCUUAUAUUUGGUCACAUGGUGAUAAUCGUGGACUUAAGGAUACUCACACUGGUCAUAAUGGUAUUAUUUAUACAUGCAAGUUUAUUUCAGGAACAAAAUUAGUGACAGGCAGUGCUGACCGUUUAAUUAAAAUCUGGGAUUUACAAAAUCGCCAAUGUAUUCAAACCCUAUUCGCUGGAUCGAAAUGUCAUGAUUUAGUAGUCACCGACGCGACUGGUACAAUUAUUAGUGGACAUUUUGAUAAAAAGAUUCGCAUAUGGGACGCACAAAGCGAUAAGUGUCGCGUUGAAUUGCAGUACAAUGCUGCAAUCACUUCCUUAUCGUACAAUGCAGGAAAAAGACAACUAUUAGCAUGUUUAAGAGACGACACAUUGAAAUUAAUCGAUUUACGCCAGAAUAGUCUUCUGCAUACGUUCACUCAUGAUCACUUUCAGAUCAGUACUGAUACGCAUAAGGCUGUUUUAUCACCGGACGGUAGCUAUGCAUGUACUGGCUCUCAAGAUGGUUCAUUACUUGUGUGGAACACAGAAGAUGGCAUGUGUGAAAAAGUCUUCGUGAAAAAACAUACGUCUAUGGUAACAUCGGUCGCUUGGCAUCCCGAAGGACGAUACGUUGCGUCGUCCGAAAAACAUCGACAGGUCAUUCUAUGGAAUAGCUAA
This is a messenger RNA of Adineta ricciae, 1821 nucleotides long. Lineage: Eukaryota; Metazoa; Rotifera; Eurotatoria; Adinetida; Adinetidae. The record is from the annotation of a GenBank genome assembly.